AUGCCUAAGACUGGAAAUUUGAACACACCCAUUCAGGCACAGACUCGACUAGAAACUCAGAUAAGUUCAGAUAUCGAUACGACACCUACAUCGGAAACAAAGAAUGUUACGGUUAGACAAAAACGACAUGCAUCAGGUACAGUAUCUGAAGCUACUGAAGUAUUGCACACUGACAAUUACUUGACUGAGGAAAAGCUACGUGACAUUUUAGCAGACACUAUUGCGACUAAGGUAACAGCUCAAUUAAAGUCUCUCGAAGAACAAUUUAAUGGAAUGCGCGACGCCGUGACUUUCUUCAAUCAAAAGUACGAGGAAAUGAAAACAAUGCUUGAAGAAAAAAGUAAAGUUGUUCAUGCUCUCGAGUGCGACAAUGUGAAGCUGAAAUCUACUGUCACGGAUCUUUCGAUUAGAUUAAAUUUACUAGAACAAAAUAUGAGAGAAAGCAAUAUCGAAAUUAAUGGAAUCCCGGAACACAAGGCAGAAAAUCUUACAAACACAUUUUCGCAGAUCACUAAAGUUGUAGACGCUGACAUUACUGAUGAUGAUAUAAUAGUCCACACCGAGCCGGUGAGGGAGUCGCCUUGUGCAAACAAUAGAGUCCACACCGAGCCGGUGAGGGAGUCGCCUUGUGCAAACAAUAGAGUCCACACCGAGCCAGUGAGGGAGUCGCCUUGUGCAAACAAUAGAGUCCACACCGAGCCGGUGAGGGAGUCGCCUUGUGCAAACAAUAGAGUCCACACCGAGCCGGUGAGGGAGUCGCCUUGUGCAAACAAUAGAGUCCACACCGAGCCGGUGAGGGAGUCGCCUUGUGCAAACAAUAGAGUCCACACCGAGUCGGUGAGGGAGUUGCCUUGUGCAAACAAUAGAGUCCACACCGAGCCGGUGAGGGAGUCGCCUUGUGCAAACAAUAGAGUCCACACCGAGCCGGUGAGGGAGUCGCCUUGUGCAAACAAUAGAGUCCACACCGAGCCAGUGAGGGAGUCGCCUUGUGCAAACAAUAGAGUCCACACCGAGCCGGUGAGGGAGUCGCCUUGUGCAAACAAUAGAGUCCACACCGAGCCAGUGAGGGAGUCGCCUUGUGCAAACAAUAGAGUCCACACCGAGCCGGUGAGGGAGUCGCCUUGUGCAAACAAUAGAGUCCACACCGAGCCGGUGAGGGAGUCGCCUUGUGCAAACAAUAGAGUCCACACCGAGUCGGUGAGGGAGUCGCCUUGUGCAAACAAUAGAGUCCACACCGAGUCGGUGAGGGAGACGCCUUGUGCAAACAAUAGAGUCCACACCGAGCCGGUGAAGGAGUCGCCUUGUGCAAACAAUAGAGUCCACACCGAGCCGGUGAGGGAGUCGCCUUGUGCAAACAAUAGAGUCCACACCGAGCCGGUGAGGGAGUCGCCUUGUGCAAACAAUAGAGUCCACACCGAGUCGGUGAGGGAGACGCCUUGUGCAAACAAUAGAGUCCACACCGAGCCGGUGAAGGAGUCGCCUUGUGCAAACAAUAGAGUCCACACCGAGCCGGUGAGGGAGUCGCCUUGUGCAAACAAUAGAGUCCACACCGAGCCGGUGAGGGAGUCGCCUUGUGCAAACAAUAGAGUCCACACCGAGCCGGUGAGGGAGUCGCCUUGUGCAAACAAUAGAGUCCACACCGAGCCGGUGAGGGAGUCGCCUUGUGCAAACAAUAGAGUCCACACCGAGCCGGUGAGGGAGUCGCCUUAUGCAAACAACUGCAGACUGAACGCGCCAACUAUUGCACCAUCAAGUUUCAGAAUGAUGCUUUUAAAUAAUACAUUUGAAUUUUACGUUAUUUAA
Molecule: messenger RNA, 1803 nt
Organism: Chilo suppressalis (striped riceborer)
Lineage: Eukaryota; Metazoa; Arthropoda; Insecta; Lepidoptera; Crambidae
Source: the annotation of a GenBank genome assembly